UCCGACAACGUGACACUUUGCCACUUUGAAAAAUUUAUUACACAACCUCUGAAGGCCAAAAACUCAAGGUUCAACCACAGUUAGCUAUCACUUGGUUUCUGGAGCAGUUUUCAUAAGGAAGGACAGAUCUUUGUGGCGGCGAUCAACCCUGAGCACCAACGAGAAUGGGAGACUGGGGCUUUCUCUCCAGUUUACUGGACAAGGUGCAGUCCCACUCUACUGUCGUUGGCAAGAUAUGGAUGAGCGUCCUCUUCAUCUUCAGGAUACUCGUAUUGGGAGCAGGAGCAGAGAGCGUAUGGGGCGAUGAGCAAUCGAAUUUGGUCUGCAAUACGUUGCAACCUGGUUGCGAGAAUGUGUGUUAUGACUGGAAGUUUCCCAUCAGCCACAUUCGCUUCUGGGUCAUGCAGAUCAUCUUUGUCUCCACACCAACCCUGGUGUACCUGGGCCAUGCGUUCCUCGUCAUCCACAAAGAGAACAAGCUGAGAGAGAAGAUAAAAAGACAGCGCGACAACAAAAUGCUCAAGACGCCCAAAUACACAGAUGACAAGGGCCACGUCAGGAUCAGGGGGAACCUUCUUGGAAGCUAUCUAACCCAGCUUUUCUUUAAGAUCAUCUUAGAGCUGGCUUUCAUUGUGGGACAGUAUUAUUUGUAUGGGUUUGUCAUGAUCCCUGAGUUUGCUUGCUCUAAAAAACCAUGCCCCUACACUGUAGAGUGCUUCAUGUCUCGUCCCACAGAAAAGACCAUCUUCAUCAUCUUCAUGCUGGUGGUGGCCUGCUUGUCUCUACUGCUGAAUGUGAUAGAGGUGUUCUACUUGGUUUGCACCAGGGUUAGAUGUCGUUCCGGAAAGCAACGCGUGCCCAACACCACAUCAGCUGAAAACCCAGCUACCCUGUCCUCUCCGUGGCAGACCAGACUGGGGGCUGAGGACCCGCUGAAGCAAAAUAAACUGAACAUGCAGUAUGAGAGUGGACAGAGUAUCUCUGUGAGCCUGGACGGCGCAAAGGAGGACAAACAGCUGUUACAGGACCAUUAGAUUUAGUGACAAAUUUGCUCCUGGUCAAACUUCAUGUUUUGUUGUAAUGAAAAUAAGUAGACAUCCCCUACAGAGUACAUGCUAAUUAACCAUCCACUGUAGAUGCUUUGAAGAUGCUCAGUUUAUCUUUAACUAACAUUCAACUAAAUACCUAUUAAAUGAAUAAACUGAACUUUAUUGUGUGUGUAAGAUUCUAUUAAAUCUAACACAAACACUAACCUCAAGACAAAACCUACUCCUAGACCUAACCCUAACCUUAAUGCUGUUGAUAAUCAACUAUCACCAGAGAGUUAAUAAGUCUAAUAGUAAAUAAGUAAAUAAAUCUGCAGAUCAUCUAUAGGGGACCAUCCAAACAAAGUGUGACCACAGUUAUCGCCUAUUUGCUGAAUGCAAUGCUAUAAAAAAUAAAACAUGUCAAAGGUUUCUUUUUUUUUGGUAAUAUAUAAACUAUAUUUGUAGAAAAAUGCCACAGAAGUGUGUUCUCUGUUGAGAAUGUGUUAAACUCUUACAUUUAGAAAAUCCACAAAAUGUAAUUUUACUGGGGAUUCUUAGACAUUUGCACAUGACUAUGACUAAAAACAUUGUUUCUGCAUGUGUGGUUCAUAUACAACAGGGUCUAGGAGAAGUUAGUUAGGAGAACUAAAUUAAAUUGAGUUAACUCAAGCCGUGAAACUGCCUUAGUAUUAAGUUGACCUGACUUUACAUUUUUACAGCACAUAUUUCAGAAGUCUCUUGAGACAAAUCACCAGAUUUUGACUCCAUCUGAGAACCUUUAAGAAGGGAAAAGGCCAAAUGGGCUGCUGUGAAUGAGAAAUGGACUAACAAGGAUUCUUCAGCUCUGUAGAAACGUGAAUAAUUGGUGGCAGGCAGAGUUCAAGCUGGGUUCAAGGCAAACUGGACACUUUGACUUUGUCAAUUAUAGUGAAGAAUGGUUCUGUUGGAGAGAUGUAACUCAGAUUAUAUGUUUUCAGAACUGAUAAAAUAUUGCUUGGUGUUAAACUCACUGUUUAUGAUAUUUAACAGAACAAUACACAAUCAUACAUUAAUCUGCUAGCUCUGUAUGAUAUAGGCAUGUGUCUAGAAAAGCACCUGAUUUGAAGUAGCAUUUUAUUGUUUGUUCAUGAAUCAUGUUUCUUGCAUUGUGGUAAUUUAUGCAUUAUUAUAGUGGUACAUGUAUUGUUGAGUCAUUGUUACCUUUAUUUGUCUUUUUUUAGCUACUGUAUGUGUUUGCUGGGACAUAACUUAUAGAGAAGGAUUUGUUGGCUCAUAUUAUGAAUAUUUCAGUAUUCUUUGGUAUGAACUAUGCUUACAUAGAAGAUUGUAAUGUAUGAUCUCUUCAUCUGAAUAAAGCCUUUUAAAACAUUGUA
This is a messenger RNA of Pygocentrus nattereri (red-bellied piranha), 2401 nucleotides long. RefSeq names its product gap junction protein alpha 13.2 (gene gja13.1). Bases 165 to 1034 code for a protein of 289 amino acids. The record is from RefSeq and is a predicted model, not a curated record. The transcript is spliced from 2 exons. NCBI's taxonomy places the organism in Eukaryota, Metazoa, Chordata, Actinopteri, Characiformes, Serrasalmidae. Gene Ontology annotation, biological process: cell communication. Gene Ontology annotation, cellular component: connexin complex.